Trichoderma harzianum CBS 226.95 is the source of this 1674-nucleotide messenger RNA. RefSeq lists its product as hypothetical. The record is from RefSeq and is a predicted model, not a curated record. The transcript has 4 exons. Gene Ontology annotation, cellular component: mitochondrion. Gene Ontology annotation, molecular function: L-aspartate:2-oxoglutarate transaminase activity; pyridoxal phosphate binding. Bases 356 to 1624 code for a protein of 422 amino acids. Gene Ontology annotation, biological process: biosynthetic process; L-aspartate catabolic process. Lineage: Eukaryota; Fungi; Ascomycota; Sordariomycetes; Hypocreales; Hypocreaceae.
GGGCAUUUCACCAUUCGCAAUCAAUUUUUUUUUUCUGUCCUCUUGACUUCCCCGUUUCCACUUAGCGGUGCCUGUUAUUCCGAAGUCACUAAACCCACCCCAGAAGGGCGACCCACCAGAAUUUUCCCCAGAGCCCAGCGACAUCGAACCACCUCCGAAGUUCUGACUGUACCUCUCUCUUCGGUCUGACUACAACCAACCUCUUGGCCUCUUCGUGACUGAGCAGCUUGACGAGCCUCAGAACUUGCGAGAUACUCAAUUGUCCUCUAUUUUAUUCUGCUUCUCUCGCAGAUCUUUUCGCUCUCUUUCUCCCCUCUCCACCCCGCCUCAGACUCUUCUCCCCCCCGCGGAAAUUAUGCUGUCCACUCUUCGAGUUGCGAGCAGGCGAGUUGCUCUGCGCCCUGCGCGCCUGAGCCUCGCCAGCCGUGCUGCUCUGUCUACCUGGAUCAACGUGCCCCAGGGCCCUCCUGUGAGCAUUACCGAAGCUUUCAAGGCCGACAAGUUCGAGAAGAAGAUCAACCUCGGUGUUGGCGCAUACCGUGAUGAUGCUGGCAAGCCCUACGUCCUCCCCUCCGUCCGUGAGGCCGAGAAGAAGAUCAUCGACGAGAAGCUGAACAAGGAGUACGCCGGCAUCACCGGUGUCCCCGAGUUCCCUCCCCUGGCUGCUAAGCUUGCCUACGGCCCCAACCAGGACGUCCUUGACCGAGUUGCCAUCUCCCAGACCAUCUCCGGCACUGGUGCCCUGCGCCUUGGUGCUGCUUUCCUCCAGCGCUGGUACUCUGGCGACAAGAAGAUCUUCAUCCCCAACCCUUCAUGGGCCAACCACAAGGCCGUCUUCAGCGAUGCCGGCCUCAAGGUCGAGACCUACCGCUACUACAACAAGGAGACCAUUGGCCUCGACUUUGAGGGCCUGGUUGCCGACCUCAAGGCUGCUCCCCUGGGCAGUGUCUUCCUGUUCCACGCCUGCGCCCACAACCCUACCGGUGUCGACCCCACCCCUGAGCAGUGGAAGGAGAUCUCCAAGGUCGUCAAGGAGCAGAACCACUUUGCUUUCUUCGACAUGGCCUACCAGGGCUUUGCCAGCGGUGACACUGACCGUGACGCCUUUGCUGUUCGCUACUUUGUCGAGCAGGGCCACGACAUUGCCCUCUGCCAGUCAUUCGCCAAGAACAUGGGUCUCUACGGAGAGCGUGUUGGUGCCUUCUCCCUGACUACCGCCGACGCUGCCGAGAAGAAGAAGGUUGAUUCUCAGCUCAAGAUCCUCAUCCGACCCCUGUACUCCAACCCUCCCAUCCACGGAGCCCGCAUCGCCUCCGAAGUCCUGAGCAACCCCAAGCUGUACAAGCAGUGGCUCGGUGAGGUCAAGGAGAUGGCUGACCGCAUCAUCACCAUGCGCGCCCUGCUCAAGGAGAACCUUGAGAAGCUCGGCUCCAAGCACGACUGGUCCCACAUCACCAGCCAGAUCGGCAUGUUCGCCUACACUGGCCUCAACGCCGAGGAGAUGGAGAAGCUGGCCAAGGAGUACUCCGUUUACGCCACCAAGGACGGCCGUAUCUCCGUUGCUGGUAUCACUACUGCCAACGUUGGCCGUCUGGCCGAGGCCAUCUUCAAGGUCAAGGGUUAAGCGUUUAAAGGAGGGAAAAAAUUACAUUAGAAAGAUUGGAAUAAAAGGGA